AACGAGUGUUGGAUCCUCCGUUCUUAUGACUGUCUUUGUGUGAACGAGUUGACUGACCCCACACCCUUUUCUUUACCAUUCUUCUCAUUGUUUUGGUUUUCUCUAACUUACCAAAUCCAAACCAAACCCCAAAAAACUAAAAUCCAAUCGAACAAGUGCUUGUAAAACCGAGUUUCCUUCACACAAACAGCUCAUCACUCUGCGCCGGCCUUGUUCUUUGAAGCCACAGAGAGGAUUCUAGAGAGAGAAUCAGACAUAUAGAGAGAGUGAGGGGGAAGAAAAGGGGAAUACUUUACUGUUUAAUGUUUAUAUAUAGUGAAAAGUGUAUAAGAAAUUGAAGGGUUCAGCUUCGAUUCUUGUGGGUAUGGAUAGAGUGUUUGGAAAGCUUCGGAACUUGGAUGCUUACCCUAAAAUCAAUGAGGAUUUCUACAGCCGUACUCUCUCCGGCGGCGUUAUCACCGUUGUUUCCUCCAUCGCUAUCCUUUUGCUCUUCUUCUCCGAGCUUAGGUUAUAUCUCCACACUGUUACUGAAACAAAGCUUGUAGUGGAUACUUCGAGGGGAGAAACUCUACAUAUCAAUUUUGAUGUUACUUUUCCGUCCAUUCCUUGUUCGAUACUCAGUCUCGAUGCCAUGGAUAUUAGUGGAGAGCAACAUCUUGAUAUAAGACAUGAUAUUUUCAAGAAAAGAAUAGAUUCCCAUGGCAACGUAAUAGAAGUUAGACAGGAAGGAAUUGGUGCCCCAAAGAUUGAGAAGCCUUUGCAGAGACAUGGUGGGAGGCUUGAGAAGGAUGAGAAAUACUGUGGUUCAUGUUUUGGUGCAGAAAUGUCAGAUGAUGAUUGUUGUAAUUCAUGUGAAGAAGUUCGUGAAGCGUAUAGAAAGAAAGGUUGGGGAAUGACAAACCCAGAUUUGAUUGACCAGUGCAAAAGAGAAGGUUUCGUCCAGAAGAUUAAAGAUGAAGAAGGUGAAGGAUGCAACAUUCACGGAUCACUGGAAGUUAAUAAAGUAGCUGGGAACUUCCAUUUUGCCCUUGGGAAGAGCUUUCAUCAGUCAAAUGUUCAUCUGAAUGAGUUGCUGGCUUUUCAAAAUGAUAUGUACAAUAUAAGCCACAAGAUCAAUAAAUUAGCUUUUGGCGACUAUUUUCCAGGAGUUGUAAAUCCCCUUGACGGGGUGCAAUGGGUUCACGAAACACCAAAUGGAAUGUACCAGUAUUUUAUCAAGGUGGUCCCUACAAUUUACACUAAUGUUAGAGGCCGCACUAUUCAGUCAAAUCAGUUCUCUGUGACAGAGCAUUUUAAGGGUUCGGAAAUUGGUCGCUUUCAGUCACCUCAUGGAGUUUACUUCUUUUAUGACCUUUCUCCUAUUAAGGUGACUGUCACAGAGGCACAUACACCAUUCUUACACUUUCUCACACAUCUUUGUGCAAUAAUUGGAGGUAUCUUCACAGUGGCUGGAAUUGUAGAUUCAUUCGUAUACCAUGGUCGGAAGGCUUUAAAGAAGAAAAUGGAAAUUGGUAAAUUCAGCUGAUGUUUUCACCAUUGUGCACUCACUGAUGCGACAUCUUGGUUGGCUUGAGCUGAAUUGUUACGAUAAGGUGGAAACACAGGAUUUUUGUUUUUGUUUUUGUUUUUGUUUUGUUUUUCAAUGGAGGGUGAUUGAUUAACAUGUGAGGAUGUAACUGGUGAGUUGGAUAGUUUAGUAUUUUGAGCUUCAAUUUUUAGUAUUCAAUUGGACAAAUUUCUUUUUUAUGCCUCAGUUUUUUUUAGCAAUUUGUAACUUAAAAUUGUUUAUCCAGAUUUGUUUGAAAUGUAGAUGUUUUAUUCUUCAAAAGUUGGGGUUGGUUUA
Camellia sinensis is the source of this 1843-nucleotide messenger RNA. RefSeq lists its product as uncharacterized. Gene Ontology annotation, cellular component: COPII-coated ER to Golgi transport vesicle; endoplasmic reticulum. The record is from RefSeq and is a predicted model, not a curated record. Lineage: Eukaryota; Viridiplantae; Streptophyta; Magnoliopsida; Ericales; Theaceae.